AUGGCGGAACGGGCCAAUCUGGUCUUUCAUAAUAAAGAGAUAGACGGAACUGGUAUGAAACGACUUAUUAGCAGAUUAAUAGAUCAUUUUGGAAUGGGAUAUACAUCCCAUAUACUGGAUCAACUAAAGACUCUGGGCUUCCAUCAAGCCACUACUACAUCGAUUUCGUUAGGAAUCGAGGAUCUUUUAACAAUACCCUCUAAGGGAUGGUUAGUCCAAGACGCGGAACAACAGAGUUUUCUUUUGGAGAAACACUAUUAUUAUGGGGCUGUACACGCGGUAGAAAAAUUACGCCAAUCUGUUGAGAUAUGGUAUGCGACAAGUGAAUAUUUGAAACAAGAAAUGAAUUCAAAUUUUCGGAUAACGGAUCCUUCUAAUCCAGUCUAUCUAAUGUCUUUUUCAGGAGCCAGAGGAAAUGCAUCUCAAGUACACCAAUUAGUAGGUAUGAGAGGAUUAAUGUCGGACCCUCAAGGACAAAUGAUUGAUUUACCUAUUCAAAGCAAUUUACGCGAGGGACUUUCUUUGACAGAAUAUAUAAUUUCCUGCUAUGGAGCCCGCAAAGGGGUUGUAGAUACUGCUGUGCGAACAGCAGAUGCUGGAUAUCUUACACGUAGACUUGUUGAAGUAGUUCAACAUAUUAUUGUGCGUAGAAGAGAUUGUGGUACUAUCCGAGGUAUUUCUGUAAGUCCUCAAAAUGGGAUGACGGAAAAACUUUUUGUCCAAACACUAAUUGGUCGUGUAUUAGCAGACGAUAUAUAUAUCGGUUCACGAUGCAUUGCCGCGCGAAAUCAAGAUAUUGGAAUUGGAUUAGUCAAUCGAUUCAUAACUGCCUUUCGAGCACAACCAUUUCGAGCACAACCAAUAUAUAUUAGAACCCCCUUUACUUGCCGAAGCACUUCUUGGAUCUGUCAAUUAUGCUAUGGCCGGAGUCCUACUCAUAGUGAUCUGGUCGAAUUGGGAGAAGCCGUAGGUAUUAUUGCGGGUCAAUCAAUUGGGGAGCCAGGGACUCAACUAACAUUAAGAACUUUUCAUACUGGCGGAGUAUUCACAGGGGGUACUGCCGACCUUGUACGAUCCCCUUCGAAUGGAAAAAUAAAAUUCAAUGAGAAUUUGGUUCACCCCACACGUACCCGUCAUGGGCAGCCUGCUUUUCUAUGUUAUAUAGACUUGCAUGUAACUAUUCAGAGUCAAGAUAUUCUAUAUAGUGUGAAUAUUCCCUCAAAAAGCUUGAUUCUAGUGCAAAAUGAUCAAUAUGUAAAAUCCGAACAAGUAAUUGCGGAGAUUCGUGCCGGAACGUCCACUUUACAUUUUAAAGAAAGGGUACAAAAGCAUAUUUAUUCUGAAUCAGACGGCGAAAUGCACUGGAGUACUGAUGUUUACCAUGCGCCCGAAUAUCAAUAUGGUAAUCUUCGCCGAUUACCAAAAACAAGCCAUUUAUGGAUAUUGUCAGUAAGUAUGUGCAGAUCCAGUAUAGCGUCUUUUUCACUCCACAAGGAUCAAGAUCAAAUGAAUACUUAUGGUAAAAAAGAUAGGGAAAUUCUUGAUUAUUCAACGUCGGAUCGAAUCAUGUCCAAUGGCCAUUGGAAUUUUAUCUAUCCUUCUAUUUUUCAAGAUAAUUCAGAUUUGUUGGCGAAAAAGCGAAGAAAUAGGUUCGUCAUUCCAUUACAAUAUCAUCAAGAACAAGAGAAAGAACUAAUAUCCUGUUUUGGGAUUUCGAUUGAAAUCCCCCUUAUGGGUGUUUUACGUAGAAAUACUAUUUUUGCUUAUUUUGACGAUCCCCGAUACAGAAAAGAUAAAAAGGGUUCAGGAAUUGUUAAAUUUAGAUAUAGGACCCUAGAAGAAGAAUAUAGGACUCGAGCGGAAGACUCAGAAGAGGAAUAUGAGACCCUAGAAGACGAAUACAGGACCCGAGAGGACGAAUAUGAAUAUGAAACCCUAGAAGAAUCUAAAUAUGGAAUCCUAGAAGACGAAUACGAAUAUGAAACCCUAGAAGACGAAUAUGGGAGCCCAGAAAACGAAUAUGGGAACCCAGAGAACGAAUAUAGGACUUUAGAGAAAGACUCAGAAGAGGAAUAUGGGAGCCCAGAGAGCAAAUAUAGGACCCAAGAGGACGAAUAUGGAACUCUAGAGGAAGACUCAGAAGACGAAUAUGGCAGCCCCGGGGAAAGCGCAGAGGAAAAAUAUGGUACUUUAGAGGAAGACUCAGAAGAAGAUUCAGAGGACGAAUACGAGAGCCCAGAGGAAGAUUCCAUCUUAAAAAAAGAGGGUUUGAUUGAGCAUCGAGGAACAAAAGAAUUUAGUCUAAAAUACCAAAAAGAAGUAGAUCGGUUUUUUUUCAUUCUUCAAGAACUUCAUAUCUUGCCGAGAUCUUCAUCCCUAAAGAUACUUGACAAUAGUAUUAUUGGAGUGGAUACACAACUCACAAAAAAUACAAGAAGUCGACUAGGCGGACUGGUCCGAGUGAAGAGAAAAAAAAGCCAUACGGAACUCAAAAUAUUUUCCGGAGAUAUUCAUUUUCCUGAAGAGGCGGAUAAGAUAUUAGGUGGCUGUUUGAUACCGCCAGAAAGACAAAAAAAAGAUUCUAAGGAAUCAAAAAAAAGGAAAAAUUGGGUCUAUGUUCAACGGAAAAAAAUUCUCAAGAGCAAGGAAAAGUAUUUUGUUUCCGUUCGCCCUACAGUGGCAUAUGAAAUGGACGAAGGAAGAAAUUUAGCAACACUUUUCCCGCAGGAUCUCUUGCAAGAAGAAAAUAAUCUCCAAAUUCGACUUGUCAAUUUUAUUUCUCAUGAAAAUAGCAAGUUAACUCAAAGAAUUUAUCACACAAAUAGUCAAUUUGUUAGAACUUGCUUAGUAGUGAAUUGGGAACAAGAAGAAAAAGAAAAGGCUGGUGCUUCCCUUGUUGAGGUAAGAGCAAAUGAUCUUAUUCGCGAUUUCCUAAGAAUUGAGUUAGUCAAGUCCACUAUUUCGUAUACACGAAAAAGGUAUGGUAGGACAAGUGCAGGACCGAUUCCCCAUAAUAGGUUAGAUCGCGCCAAUAUCAAUUCUUUUUAUUCCAAGGCGAAGAUUGAAUCACUUAGCCAACAUCCAGAAGCUAUUGGCACUUUGUUGAAUCGAAAUAAAGAAUACCACUCUUUGAUGAUUUUGUCGGCAUCCAACUGUUCUCGAAUUGGUUUAUUCAAGAAUUCAAAACAUCCCAAUGCGAUAAAAGAAUGGAAUCCUAGAAUUCCUAUUCGAGAAAUUUUUGGGCCCUUAGGCGCUAUUGUAGCUAGUAUAUCGCAUUUUUCUUCAUCUUACUAUUUACUAACGCAUAAUAAAAUCCUGUUAAAAAAAUAUUUGUUCGUUGACAAUUUAAAACAAACCUUCCAAGUACUUCAAGAACUUAAAUACUCUUUAAUAGAUGAAAAUAAAAGGAUUUCUAAUUUCGAUAGUAACAUAAUGUUGGAUCCAUUCCUUUUGAAUUGUCACUUUGUCCAUCAUGAUUCUUGGGAAGAGACAUUGGCAAUAAUUCACCUUGGACAAUUUAUUUGUGAAAAUGUAUGUCUAUUUAAAUCGCACAUAAAAAAAUCCGGUCAAAUUUUCAUUGUAAAUAUGAAUUCCUUUGUUAUAAGAGCAGCUAAACCUUAUUUGGCCACUACAGGAGCAACUGUUAAUGGUCAUUAUGGAGAAAUCCUUUACAAGGGAGAUAGGUUAGUUACGUUUAUAUAUGAAAAAUCGAGAUCUAGUGACAUAACGCAAGGUCUUCCAAAAGUGGAACAAAUCUUUGAAGCGCGUUCAAUUGAUUCAUUAUCCCCGAAUCUCGAAAGGAGAAUUGAGGAUUGGAAUGAGCGUAUACCAAGAAUUCUUGGGGUCCCUUGGGGAUUCUUGAUUGGAGCUGAGCUAACCAUAGCCCAAAGUCGUAUCUCUUUGGUUAAUAAAAUCCAAAAGGUUUAUCGAUCCCAAGGGGUACAGAUCCAUAAUAGACAUAUAGAGAUUAUUAUACGCCAAGUAACAUCAAAAGUGCGGGUUUCCGAAGAUGGAAUGUCUAAUGUUUUUUCGCCUGGGGAAUUAAUCGGACUAUUGCGAGCGGAACGAGCAGGACGAGCUUUGGAUGAAUCGAUCUAUUAUCGGGCAAUCUUAUUGGGAAUAACAAGGGCUUCCCUAAAUACCCAAAGUUUCAUAUCUGAAGCAAGUUUUCAAGAAACUGCUCGAGUUUUAGCAAAAGCUGCCCUACGAGGUCGCAUUGAUUGGUUGAAAGGCUUGAAAGAAAACGUAGUUCUGGGGGGGAUUAUACCUGUUGGUACCGGAUUCCAAAAAUUUGUGCAUCGUUCCCCACAAGACAAGAACCUUUAUUUCGAAAUAAAAAAAAAAAAUCUAUUCGCGUCGGAAAUGAGAGAUUUUUUGUUUCUCCAUACAGAAUUAGUUUCUUCAGAUUCUGACGUAACAAACAAUUUUUAUGAGACAUAA
Messenger RNA from Aegilops tauschii subsp. strangulata, 4440 nucleotides. The record is from the annotation of a RefSeq genome assembly. Lineage: Eukaryota; Viridiplantae; Streptophyta; Magnoliopsida; Poales; Poaceae.